CCCUCUUUCUUAUCCCCUCCUGAUUCCAAACAUGACUGGGCAGCAGGUUUUGUUUGUUGGCCGUCUGCUCACGUUGCCAGAAGGUGCAGUUCUGGGGUUACAGUUGUGAUUUUAGCUAUUAUAUUAGCAGGAAAAAAAAAAAAAUGACUUGUUUCUGUUGUACUUGAGUCUUAAGAAAAGUGCCCAUAGUGUAGUGACAAUUUCCAAAGGCUUUAGUACCACCUGUAUUUCAAAAUGGGGGACCCAAACUCCCGGAAGAAACAAGCUCUGAACAGACUACGUGCUCAGCUUAGAAAGAAAAAAGAAUCUCUAGCUGACCAGUUUGACUUCAAGAUGUAUGUUGCCUUUGUAUUCAAGGAGAAGAAGAAAAAAGCAGCACUUUUUGAAGUGUCUGAAGUUAUACCAGUCAUGACAAAUAAUUAUGAAGAAAAUAUCCUGAAAGGUGCGCGAGACUCCAGCUAUUCCUUGGAAAGUUCCAUUGAGCUUUUACAGAAGGAUGUGGUACAGCUCCAUGCGCCUCGAUACCAGUCUAUGAGAAGGGAUGUAAUUGGCUGUACUCAGGAGAUGGAUUUCAUUCUUUGGCCUCGGAAUGACAUUGAGAAAAUUGUCUGUCUCCUGUUCUCUAGGUGGAAGGAAUCUGAUGAGCCUUUUAGGCCUGUUCAGGCCAAGUUUGAGUUUCAUCAUGGUGACUAUGAAAAACAGUUUCUGCAUGUACUGAGCCGCAAGGACAAGACUGGAAUUGUUGUCAACAAUCCUAACCAGUCAGUGUUUCUCUUCAUUGACAGACAGCACUUACAGACUCCAAAAAACAAAGCUACAAUCUUCAAGUUAUGCAGCAUCUGCCUCUACUUGCCACAGGAACAGCUCACCCACUGGGCAGUGGGCACCAUAGAGGAUCACCUUCGUCCUUACAUGCCAGAAUAGAGACUGAUCAGCAAAAUGGAGAAGAUCAGAGAAUGCAGCAGCAGUUUUUUUUUCUUGUUUUCUUACCACUUUAUUCUUUCAGCGUUUAAGGAAAAUGGACUCAUGCACAGAACACUAUGCAUUCAUCCUGGAUUUUUUUUUUUUUUUAGUCAUUUGAAUCUCAGAACUUAAAACAAAAUUGGAUGUCUUCUGCACAGACUGUGUGAAAGAAGAUGCUUUGCAUAUUUGCUGCACUGCAUCAGCAUCUUACUAAAAAUGUGAAAUGAAAGGACUACUAUACACUGAAAUGCUUAAAUGUGUCUGAAAGCACAAGGUGAUAACUCACUUUUGAUGGUCUUCCCAAUUGUCCUGGGUUUUGCCUCUGACAUCUGUCAUCAGUAUUUAGAGGGUGAAAAGUGAAUGUAACAGGUAUAAAUAACAUUUUAAAAAGCUUGAUAGCUUUGAUAUCACUGUUCCAGAGCACCAUCAGAUUCAUUCUAAUGACCAGAAUUGGUUGUUUAAAAAGAAUACAACCAUGGGAAAGAAAUCUUAAGUGAAAAAAAAACAUCUCAUUGUAGGCAUUCUUGCCUCAUCUUACUGGGCCGUAUUUGUUUCCUGGUACUCAUGUAUUUUUUUCCCAGAUCUCUUUCCCCAAGUUGCUGUUACAGAUUUUUCUGCUGAGCGUGGCUGCAGUUGUACACCUUAAAGCAGAUCUGGAGUCUGAAGUAGCUAAUGCAGCUAUAAAACUGAGAAAUACAAAGCUGCAAAAACCAUAGUAGGUAGGACUUUGCUUUUUGGUUUUAAAGAGAAGAGAUUUUAAUGACAAAAUUCCAGUGAUUGUGCAGAAAUAUUGGUUUCUACACCAUUCUAAAGAAAAACUACCAGAGUUUUUGGAGUAGAAAAAGUUUUGGAAGUUGAGAUCUUAAAUUGUAAAAACAAAACAAAAAAACAUGAGUGUCAAAGUUCUAAAAGCAGAACUCAUUUUGUGCAAUGAACAUAAGGAAAGACUACUGUAUAGUUUUUUUUUUUUUUCCUUUUAAAUGAAGAAAAGCUUUGCUUAAGGGUUGCAUACUUUUAAUGGAGUAAAUCUGAAUGAUCCUACUCCUUUGGAGUAAACUAAUGCUUACCAGUUUCCAAUUGUAUUUAGCUUCUGGUUGGAAUUUGAAAAAAUGAAAACCUAAAUAAAAUAGGUGGAAGUUCCCUGACUAUUCAGGUGAAUACACAA
Molecule: messenger RNA, 2128 nt
Organism: Ochotona princeps (American pika)
Lineage: Eukaryota; Metazoa; Chordata; Mammalia; Lagomorpha; Ochotonidae
Gene: C1H6orf62
Product: chromosome 1 C6orf62 homolog
Exons: 5
Coding region: 235-924 (229 amino acids)
Source: RefSeq, a predicted model, not a curated record